Messenger RNA from Hippopotamus amphibius kiboko, 2165 nucleotides. RefSeq names its product actin related protein 3B (gene ACTR3B). Gene Ontology annotation, cellular component: actin cortical patch. The coding region runs from base 445 to 1437 and encodes 330 amino acids. The record is from RefSeq and is a predicted model, not a curated record. The transcript has 13 exons. Gene Ontology annotation, molecular function: actin filament binding. Lineage: Eukaryota; Metazoa; Chordata; Mammalia; Artiodactyla; Hippopotamidae.
UCGGCGGCGGGGCGUCCCGGGCCGCCCGCGCCGAGCAUGGCGGGCUCGCUGCCUCCCUGCGUGGUGGACUGCGGCACCGGGUAUACCAAGCUUGGCUACGCAGGCAACACUGAGCCACAGUUCAUUAUUCCUUCAUGUGUGUUUGUGGGGGUUCCCUGACGCAUUUUACGGUGGCUCCUAAAGUCUUGUUUGGUAGCUCUGUUAUCUGUGUCCUCUCAGUGUCGGCAUCCGUUGAUCAUCUUUUCUCAUGUCACGUGAGGUGUUCCUGGUUCUUGCUAUGGUAUUGCCAUCAGAGAGUCGGCAAAGGUGGUCGACCAAGCCCAGAGGAGGGUGCUGCGGGGAGUUGACGACCUGGACUUCUUCAUAGGGGACGAAGCCAUCGAUAAACCCACGUACGCCACAAAGUGGCCAAUAAGACAUGGGAUAAUUGAAGACUGGGAUCUAAUGGAAAGAUUCAUGGAACAAGUGAUUUUUAAAUAUCUUCGAGCUGAACCUGAGGACCAUUAUUUUUUAAUGACAGAACCUCCACUGAAUACACCAGAAAAUAGAGAAUAUCUUGCAGAAAUUAUGUUUGAAUCAUUUAAUGUACCAGGACUCUACAUUGCAGUUCAGGCAGUGCUGGCCUUAGCAGCGUCCUGGACAUCAAGACAAGUGGGCGAGCGCACGUUAACCGGGAUCGUCCUGGACAGCGGGGACGGGGUCACACACGCUAUCCCGGUGGCAGAAGGGUACGUCAUCGGAAGCUGCAUCAAGCACAUCCCCAUCGCAGGGAGAGACAUUACCUAUUUCAUUCAGCAGCUGCUGAGGGAGCGGGAGGUGGGGAUCCCUCCCGAGCAGUCGCUGGAGACUGCCAAAGCCAUCAAGGAGAAGUACUGUUACAUUUGCCCGGAUAUAGUCAAGGAAUUUGCCAAGUAUGACGUAGAUCCGCGGAAGUGGAUCAAGCAGUACACGGGGAUCAACGCCGUCAACCAGAGGAGGUUCGUCAUAGACGUCGGCUACGAGCGGUUCCUGGGCCCCGAGAUUUUCUUUCACCCGGAGUUUGCCAACCCAGACUUCAUGGAGUCCAUCUCGGACGUGGUUGACGAAGUCAUACAGAACUGCCCCAUCGACGUUCGCCGCCCACUGUAUAAGAAUGUCGUUCUUUCAGGAGGCUCCACGAUGUUCAGGGACUUUGGACGUCGCCUGCAGAGAGACUUGAAAAGGGUGGUGGACGCCAGGCUGAAACUCAGUGAGGAGCUCAGCGGUGGCAGAAUAAAGCCCAAGCCUGUGGAGGUCCAGGUGAUAACGCACCACAUGCAGCGCUACGCGGUGUGGUUCGGAGGCUCGAUGCUGGCCUCCACGCCGGAGUUCUUCCAGGUGUGCCACACCAAGAAGGACUACGAGGAGUACGGCCCCAGCAUCUGCCGCCACAACCCCGUCUUUGGGGUCAUGUCUUAGUGGCGGCUCUGGCAGCGCCCUCCCAGUGGUGUCGCAAGUGUCCUUCAGACCCGGAGAAGACGGCUCCUGUACAUAUAGUGCGCGGGCCGUGGUGUCCAGUGCAUGCGGCGCCGCCCGGGCGGCUCAGCAAAGCCAUCUCCGUGCCCUGCCCCGCGCCCGCCUCCCCCCGCCGCCCCUGCCCCCGUGCUCUCCUCCUCACCCGAGCUUCUAGUCCACAGACCCAGUUCCGGAGGAAUUGAGCUGCGAUGCUAAGAAUUGUUAGGGAAAACCCUAGAACGUGGCGCAAAAUAGCUCCCCCCAGGACAGAGUAGGGCUGUAAACCCUUUUCCUCCCAGACUAUUUUUGUAAAUAAAAUGUUAUAAACUUGAAAUACAAAUUGAUGUUUAUAUUUCCUAUCAUUUUGUAUUUUAUGGUGUGUGGUAACUGGCUGAUUCUGAGCACGGGUAGAUAUCGGUGUCAUGGAGUGUUGUCAUAAAACGUUUCUGUGAGGCAUGUUCCGUAGGCAAACAAAAUAAAACAGCAAACUUUUGGCCACAUAUUUGCUAGAAAAUGAUUACACUUGAAGCACUGAACAGUGUUGUUUGAGAAUUGUUACAGACAGGGCAUCUUUUCAUUUUCUCGUGUGAACUUUCUGGAACUGUUUUAUAGAAGAUGCGGGUUUGCUGUUGGUGAGCGCUGGAUGAAAUGCUACUUUGCAUCAUUGUAAUAAAAGCAGUUCGACUCUUUGU